Molecule: messenger RNA, 2994 nt
Organism: Ustilaginoidea virens
Lineage: Eukaryota; Fungi; Ascomycota; Sordariomycetes; Hypocreales; Clavicipitaceae
Exons: 3
Coding region: 1-2994 (997 amino acids)
Source: RefSeq, a predicted model, not a curated record
AUGCGGUUUCGCAGCACACUGCUUCCUCUGAUGCUGCGCCGUCAGAGACAAUACGGGCGGGGACCGAACCUGGGCUUGUGCGAGACAAGAGUUCCUGUUGGCUGCGUGAGCCUGCUCAAGUUCCGAUUCACUGGUCUUGUCAUUGCCGGCCCGGUGCGGGUGUCUGUGGCUGGCAAGCAACCGUUGCUUCAUCGUGUCUGGCUGUCCCGUCUGUUUGUUUAUCAUCGUCGUCGCGGCUCAGAGACUCGUUUGCACUUUGCAACACUUCGCAAUCCCCGGUUGCCUUGCUGCCAAAAAAUGCAGCUCCAGAGCUCCUAUCGCCUUUACAAGCGCGAGACAAGCAGGCUCGUGUACCUCCUAGUCACCGCCUCCAACGCCCUCCUCACCGCAAAGCGUCUCCAGCAAUACGUCAACAAGUCUUGCAAGCUGUCGCCCUCCGAGUUUAUUCCCGCGGCCCAACUCAUCGCCAAGCACGUCAAAAACGUCCCGUCCGAGAUUUUCCGCGUCUUGGACUCCGUCAUCAAGCUUCGCACCGCUUGCUGCAACGAGUUUCGGCGACGUGCCGCAACCCACGGCAGCAACACUGAAAUGGAGGAGAGCAACAGGUCCCACCAGCACUUUGUUGACAUUCUCCGCCAAACGUUCGGCAUCCUCGGCGGGGACAAGUGGCUCGAGCAGGAGAAAUCAAGUCGUGCCAAGCCUGCCGCGACCGACGCGACGGAUUCUGAUGGCUUCCAGGCCAACUGGUCCAACGUCUUCUCGCGUCUGAGCCUCGACACCACGUCAGAUACGGAUGAAGAGAGCCGUGACGACGACGAAGCAUCUUCAAAUCUCCCGGAAACGCCAAGACCCAGAAGAGUCCGUCGCAAGAACAAGAAACACGCAAAAAAGUCUGGUUCUCGUCGUCGGCGACAGGAACCCGCCAGCCACAUCCCCCUCGAGCAGUAUGGCCUCGCCCAUGAUGACGAACACAAGGCUGCCGAGUACUUCCUGGCCGCUUCCGCCAUCUUGGAACAGUGCAUUGAGCUACGGCUCUACUGCCAACGCGUAUGGGCAAACUCAGCCUACCACGGCAAGAAUCUCGUCGUGACGACAGCCAUCGCGUUUCAGGCCAUGGCCGUGGUCCGUCGCUCCCAGGCCAUCACUUUUGCCGACUUCCCUGAUGGCGACUCGUAUCUGGACCUUCUCAACGCUUACACCAACGGGGGAACAAGCCGCCUCCAAAACGACACCGUCAUUCGCUUUUGCUGCAACAGCAGUGACGAGAACUGUUGCAAGGUCAUGAAGGAGAAGGCUGUGCCGCCCCACCAUAUGAAGGAGCUUCUCAUGGAAUACUCAUACAUCUCUCUCGUCGAAUUCGUACAAGACUAUAAGAAAACCUCGUCGGGUAGUCCCACCAAGGCUAUGCAGGCGACGUUUCGUAAAUGGGACCCGGACUUGACUCUGAAGGAAGCUUCGCUGGACCAGAUGCUCGAGUGGCGGCGCGUGUACACGAUCAAAUGGCUUUACGAUUUGGUUGCGUCCUUCCUGUCGCAGAAGAGAAUAAUCCAGGAAAAGUCCACCCGGGACAGGCGCCGAGGCAAACCAUCCCCCAACAAGGUUUGGGAGGAAAAAUUCUCCUUUUUUGGCCUGGGUGACUUUGCCGAGGCCGUGGUGUCUCUGACGCAAGAAUCGGCCGAGGCUGGGUCUGAGCGCAGCAUCACACCGCUUUUAGUCUUUCAACUGCAGUGCAUUGUCGAUUCAUUUACCAUUACUCGAGGUUGGAGCAUCAGGGCCGCCGGCAGCAUCCUGUGGGACGUCCCGCCCGAGGAUUUCGACGCCGUGUCCUGGCUACACCUGUUCGGGGGACGCGAAGCAUGCCAUGCGCGCCCGGGAGUGGUUGGGGCCGCGGCCGCGCUCGCGGACAGCAUAUUGGAUAGACCAACCGACGAAGGUUUGGCCCCCGUCGGUGACGCUUUGCGGGAGUUUUGUGACAGCUUCUGCAGCCACUACAAGACCAUGAUGGAGCUCGACCGAGGCGCCGCCAGUGGCCGGGGGCGGCGGAACUCAGCCAAAUGGGAAGCAGACGAGCUCGCUCUCUGGUCGUUGUCGCCGUUCCUCUGCGGCUCCGGCUUGAUGCAAGCCAUUGAGCUUGUCUACCGAUUCAGCAUGUUCAUCUGGGGUCUGACGCCGGAGCUGCUCCUCAUGAUAGACCUGCACCACGAACUGACGGUCCAUUGCGCCCGGCUCGAGCCUAUACCCGUGCUGGAAAAGAUGUUUGACUGGUUCGGGAACGACAUUUGCCGCCUCGACGUGGCGAGGCUGCUUCGCCUACGGAUCAGGCUGGGGCAUGGCGCGUCGCACCAGCUGGAGCCAUUCCAGGCUCACACAGCCUUCUUCAAAAACUUCCACAUGGCGAGCAGCGUCAUGCAGACGAGAUCGGACCUGCUCGUCCUGCACGAGGCGGACUGGCAGACGAACGCCGUCACGCCAUCGCGCCACGCCACCUUGCAGCCGGGGAGCGCCCUCAGGCCGCUUGUCAAAAACCUGGGCGAAUACAGCGCCUUUGACAGCCGCAAGCACUUCACGCAGAUGCCCAAGACGGGGGAGAGCAUCAACAUCCCGCACUUCGACCCCGCGGAGCACAUCCCCGAGAUCACGCUGCUUGGCAUGAUGGACUACGCGCUCAUCCAGGACGCAGACACCUUGUCCGGGGUGAACUUUUUCCACGUGAUGGCGACGCUUCUGAAAGUCUGGUCCGGGCUGGGCGAGGGGCUGAAGCGCGCCGGCAACCUCUCCUGCUGGACGGGGUCCAGCGACAUUCCGGGGGCGGCCGUCAUUGCUGGGACAUUGAGUGCAAUGACGCACAGUAACGACGCGGCUAUGGCGCUCGCGGCGGAGGUCUUUGAGCAGCAUAGAGAUGGAUUCGCGAAAGAGUGCGUCAUGUAUUUUGGGACGGAUAGGAUGCGAACAGAUUGGGACACGGGUGAUUUCUUGUGGCGCCCAGAGGUUUGA